AUGAAGCUAUCUCUGUCCCUCGCCUUCUUGGCUGCCACUGCCGUCCAUGGAUUUGCCCCUUCCACCGUGGGUUUCCGCGCCACAACCAGCCUGAAAUCCGUUGAUCGUCCCGAUGCCUCUGCGGCCAUUGAAGCCGCUAUGGCAGCCACCAAGGAGUUUGGAGCUACCUCCACUGAAGCCCGCAUGGCAUGGGAGACUGUCGAAGAAAUGGAUGCCGCUGACACCAGUGCUGCCACCGGUGGUUCCUUGGAUGAAUGCGAGACAGAAGGAGAUGCCAGCGACGCCUGCAAGGAAUACGGAGAAAAGUUGGAUGCACUUGCCGAUUUGAUGAAGACACAAGGCAAAUUUGUCGAACAAAUGAAGGGAUUGACCGAUGAACUGCAGAAGAUCAAGGUAUCUUCAGCACCCGCCCCCAAGGCACAGGAUUCUCCCGAGCUCCGGGCUGCCGUCAAGGCUGCCAAGGCCGCCAGUGAAGAAUUUGGAGCUUCCUCUCCCGAAGCCGCUGUUGCCUGGGAUACCGUGGAAGAAAUUGCUGCCGCUGGUAACUCCAACGCUUUGGGUGGAAGUUUGACCGACGAAUGCCUGGUAGAAGCCAUGGAGGCUUGUGAGGCAUUGGAUGAAUUGAACCGAGUCCUGAGCCUCAACGCCGGUGAUGGAUCCCGAUACAGCGGUUAA
This is a messenger RNA of Seminavis robusta, 675 nucleotides long. The record is from the annotation of a GenBank genome assembly. NCBI's taxonomy places the organism in Eukaryota, Bacillariophyta, Bacillariophyceae, Naviculales, Naviculaceae.